GCUGCUGCUGCUGCUGCUGCUGCUGCUGCUGCUGCUGCUGGUGCUGGUGCUGCUGCUGCUGCUGGUGCUGCUGCUGGUGCUGCUGCUGCUGGUGCUGCUGCUGGCUGCUGCUUUCUGCUGCUGUGCUGCUGCUGCUGCUGCUGCGCUGCUCCUCGUGCUGCUGGUGCUCCUGGUGCUGCUGCUGCUGCUGCUGCUGCUGCUGCUGGUGCUGCUGCUGCUGCUGCUGCUGCUGCUGCUGGUGCUCCUCGUGCUGCUGCUACUGCUGCUGCUGGUGGUGCUCCUCGUGCUGGUGCUGCUGCUGCUGCUGCUGCUGGUGGUGCUCCUCGUGCUGCUGCUGCUGCUGCUGCUCCUCGUGCUGCUGGUGCUCCUGGUGCUGCUGCUGCUGCUGCUGCUGCUGCUGCUGCUGCUCCUCGUGCUGCUGGUGCUCCUGGUGCUGCUGCUGCUGCUGCUGCUGCUGCUGCUGCUGCUCCUCGUGCUGCUGGUGCUCCUGGUGCUGCUGCUGCUGCUGCUGCUGCUGCUGCUGCUGGUGCUGGUGCUGCUGCUGCUGCUGCUGCUGCUGCUGCUGGUGCUGGUGCUGCUGCUGCUGCUGCUGCUGCUGCUGCUGCUGCUGGUGCUGCUGCUGGUGCUGCUGCUGCUGCUGCUGCUGCUGCUGCUGCUGCUGCUAGUGCUCUCAAAUGUCAUUUAGUGCCACCAGAGUGCUCUCAAAUGUUAUUCAGUGCCACCAGAGUGCUCUCAAAUGUCAUUCAGUGCCACCAGAGUGAUUUCAAAUGUUAUUCAGUGCCGCCAGAGUGCUCUCAAAUGUCAUUUAGUGCCACCAGAGUGCUCUCAAAUGUCAUUCAGUGCCGCCAGAGUGCUUUCAGAAGUCAUUCAGUGUCGCUAGAGUGCUACCAGUGCCGUUUUUUGUCAAAGCCAAGCAGAUGGCACCAGCAGAUGGCACCAGCAGAUAGCACCAGCAUCAACACAUGGCGCCAGUAG
This is a messenger RNA of Cherax quadricarinatus, 975 nucleotides long. Lineage: Eukaryota; Metazoa; Arthropoda; Malacostraca; Decapoda; Parastacidae. The record is from RefSeq and is a predicted model, not a curated record.